Molecule: messenger RNA, 969 nt
Organism: Coregonus clupeaformis (lake whitefish)
Lineage: Eukaryota; Metazoa; Chordata; Actinopteri; Salmoniformes; Salmonidae
Product: proepiregulin-like
Biological process (GO): positive regulation of cell population proliferation; epidermal growth factor receptor signaling pathway; positive regulation of mitotic nuclear division
Source: RefSeq, a predicted model, not a curated record
GAUACGGUUUCCUGCAUGACCCGUUUAAAAGCGGCCCAUCCUCUCCGCUGCUGUCUCGCUCCACCUCCGUCCACUAGAGCGAUGAGGAACCCACAACCGUCCGUCCUUCUCUCAUUUCUCGGUCUGUUGCUGGUCUGGUCUGAUGUACAUACUACAGGUGUCCUCUCAUCCACACAGCCAGCCCCAACCAGCCCCCCCUGUCAGGCAGCAACAACAACAGUCCAGGAACAGUCCCGUCCUCGCAUGGAGAAGGUGAUGAUCCAGAAGUGUGACUCCAGUCUGGAGAGCUACUGUCUCAAUGGAGAAUGUCUCCUACUGCUGGACAUCAACGAACACCACUGCAAGUGUGAGAUGGGUUACUACGGGCCCAGGUGUGCUCACCUGGAGAUGGUGUUUCAGCCAAUGAGAGAAGAACAUGUUAUCCUGACGGCGGUAUGUGGGGGCCUUCUGAUUAUAGGCAUCGCUGGAGCGCUCUACUUCUUCUGCCGAUGGUACAAGAGGAAUAGAUGUCCACCGCAACAGAAACAGCAGAUGUACCAGGAGGUGCAGAUGGCAUGAUGUGUGUGUUUGACAGCAGCCAUUAUUAUGUUACAUAACAUGCUGUAUCUCUGUUACCACGGUUACGUUUAUUAGGGCACGCAACAGAAAACAUUUAAAAAAACAUUUUGUAACGGAAAAUGUUUCACUCAGUUUUCUUCCGUGUUGUGCCUCUACCGAACACAACUCAGCAUUUCUACAGUGUGCGUCUCAAACUGAAAACGUACUUUUGUCAGGAGUGAGUUUUUCAUGGCUGUAAAGAUGAUUUCUGUUCCUUUGUGUUAGAAUGGCUUACUAUCCUGUUCAGUUUGGCAUCCUGUCUGAUCCAGUUUUUGGCCAGAUUGAACUUAAAUUUUUAUAUGCAGUAUUCUAAAUUAUACUUUUGUUUUUUUCUUAUUUAUGAAAUUUCUAAUAAAACGUGUCCUCACUUUC